CUCGAAAAACCGAAGACUGAAGUAAGGAGGGCGUAAGAAAACAUGGGUUUCCGGUUCUUGUUGUUCUUGUUGCUCUGCGUUACCAGCGAAGGCGUGGUGAGAGGGGUGCUUGGCGCUGGCGGCUUGGCGUGCAACUGGGGAACCCGUUCCACACACCCGUUGCCUCCUAAGAUUGUCGUCAAGCUUUUGAAGGACAAUGGCUUCAGCAAGGUGAAGCUGUUCGAAGCUGAUGCCGGGGCAUUGCAAGCUCUGGGAAGGUCUGGCAUCCAGGUUAUGGUGGGGAUACCUAAUGAUCUAUUGGCACCACUUGCUAGUAGUGUUACUGUCGCUGAGAAGUGGGUGUCUCAAAAUGUAUCUUCCUACAUAUCUAAAAACGGCGUUGAUAUAAGGUAUGUGGCCGUGGGCAAUGAACCUUUCCUCACAGCCUACAAGGACACUUUCUUGCAAACCACGCUUCCAGCACUGCAAAAUAUUCAAGCAGCCCUCAUAAAAGCAGGGCUAGGGAGGCAAGUGAAGGUGACGAUUCCCAUAAACGCCGACGUUUACCAGACUGACUCCGGCCUUCCCUCCGGAGGCGACUUCCGGUCCGACAUCCGCACCCUCAUGAUGUCCAUCAUGAAGUUUCUAAGCGACAACAACGGCGUUCUCACCAUCAACAUCUACCCUUUCCUCAGCCUCCAAGCCGACCCCGAUUUUCCAAAAGAAUACGCCUUCUUCAACAACACUGCGAAGCCCGUUGUCGAUGGCUCGAUCUCCUACACCAACGUGCUUGAUGCCAACUUCGACACCUGCAUUGCCGCCCUCGAAAAGAACGGCUUCUCCAAAUUGCCUGUCAUUGUUGGAGAAGUCGGAUGGCCAACGGAUGGUGACCCUAAUGCCAACAUACAAGACGCCCGGCGGUUCAAUCAAGGCCUUCUAAACCGAAUCCUUGCGGGACAAGGCACCCCAAAGAGGUCAGCCGCGCCCGACAUUUACAUAUUUGCACUCAUAGAUGAAGAUGCCAAGAGCGUUCUGCCCGGGAAUUUCGAGAGGCAUUGGGGGAUGUUCAAUUACGACGGAUCACUCAAAUACCCGUUGGACAUGGGUAGCGGAAAAUCUUUGGUUCCGGCGAAAGGGGUGAAGUAUUUGCCUAGACAAUGGUGCGUAAUGUCGCCGGACGCGAGCACUUCCGAUCCAAAUUUGGCUCAAAGUAUCGACUAUGCUUGCUCCCAUGCAGAUUGCACAAGUCUUGGAAAUGGAUCUUCUUGUGGAAUGCUUGAUGCUAAAAGCAAUGUCUCUUAUGCUUUCAACAUGUACUUCCAAACAAUGGACCAGCGCAACGAUGCCUGCAACUUCUCUAGUCUUUCAGUCAUUACGAAGACGGAUCCAACUCCGACUCAGAAUGGUUCGUGCCGGUUCCAGAUCAUGAUUGAUCUCGAAAAGUCUCGACCGCGGUCUCCUGCUUCGCCGGCUGCUGGAUUGAGAGAGCACAGCUCCUACAAAGUUGCGAUGGGGUUACUUGCGCUUGUUCUAGUAUCCACAUUGAUCAUCUAAAUUUUCACCACCACUUGUAUUGUAUAUAUUUUAAGGGUUUACUUUGCAAUGAAUCGAUGCUGAUUGUUUUUUACCUA
This is a messenger RNA of Malus domestica (apple), 1610 nucleotides long. RefSeq names its product glucan endo-1,3-beta-glucosidase 5-like. Lineage: Eukaryota; Viridiplantae; Streptophyta; Magnoliopsida; Rosales; Rosaceae. The record is from RefSeq and is a predicted model, not a curated record. Gene Ontology annotation, molecular function: hydrolase activity, hydrolyzing O-glycosyl compounds. Gene Ontology annotation, cellular component: plasma membrane. Gene Ontology annotation, biological process: carbohydrate metabolic process.